AUGUCUGACAAAGAGGAGCUCGGCUCCGCCAACGGCGGUGGCCUUAAGGAAGCCCCCAAUUACGACCUCAGCCAGCGCCACAGCAAUGUCGUUGGCACCAUCAACAACGAGUCUGUUCUCCCGGAAGGAGUCGCUGCUACCCCCGGCGAGGAGUCUCUGCGCGUUCGCUUAGGCCUCAGCACCAAGUCCUUCCACAAGCGCCACUACGGCCCCGGCAUCGUCGAGCUGGAUCGCCGGAUGAAGCCCCGUCAUCUGAACAUGAUUGCCAUUGGCGGUUCCAUUGGUGCUGGUUUCUUCGUUGGCUCCGGCAGUGCUCUGCACAAUGGUGGCCCCGGCUUCCUUCUCAUCGACUUUCUGAUCAUCGGCGUCAUGAUGUUCAACGUCGUCUACGCUCUUGGUGAACUCGCUGUCAUGUAUCCGGUUUCUGGUGGUUUCUAUACCUACUCGGCUCGCUUCAUUGACCCAACCUGGGGUUUCGCCAUGGGCUGGAACUACGUCAUGCAAUGGGCUGCCGUCUUGCCUCUCGAAUUGACAGUAUGCAGUUUAACAAUCGCCUAUUGGAAUCCAGACAUCAACCAUGCGGCCUGGAUAUCCUUGUUCCUUGGCCUCAUCAUCAUAAUCAACAUUUUCGGCACACUAGGCUACGCCGAGGAAGAGUUCUGGGCCUCUGUUCUCAAGUUGUCGGCGACUGUCAUCUUCAUGAUCAUUGCCUUUGUUCUCGUCUUGGGUGGUGGCCCGUCCAGCGGCCAAUACAACCACUACUGGGGUGCUCGCCUGUGGUACGACCCUGGCGCAUUCCAAAAUGGUUUCCGCGGUUUCUGCAGCGUCUUCGUCACGGCUGCUUUCUCUUUCUCUGGCACGGAGCUGGUCGGUCUCGCUGCCGCUGAGGCUCACAACCCCGUCAAGGCCCUGCCCAGCGCCAUCAAGCAGGUCUUCUGGCGUAUCACCCUCUUUUACAUCCUCGGUCUCUUCUUUGUCGGUCUCCUGGUCAGCUCCACCGACGACCGUCUGCUCGGUGCCAACCCGUACGCCGAUAUCAACGCCUCGCCCUUUGUGCUCGUCGGCAAGUAUGCCGGUCUUACGGGAUUCGACGAUUUCAUGAACGUCAUCAUCCUCGUCUCUGUGCUGUCCAUCGGUGUCGCGUCUGUCUACGGUGGCUCGCGUACCCUCACUGCUCUUGCCCAGCAGGGCUACGCGCCCCGUAUUUUCACCUACAUUGACCGCUCCGGCCGCCCGCUGUUCUCGGUCAUUGCCCUCAUCAUGUUCGGCUUCCUUGCCUAUAUCUCGCUCGCUGCUGCCGGCUCCACCGUGUUCGAUUGGCUGUUGGCCCUGUCGGGCCUGGCUGCUCUUUUCACCUGGGGCUCCAUCUGCCUGGCUCACAUCCGCUUCCGCAAAGCCUGGAAGUACCAUGGCCACACUCUGGAUGAGAUUCCGUUCAGGGCCAUUGGCGGCGUCUACGGCUCGUACAUCGGCCUGGCCCUUAACGUUAUUGUGCUGAUUGCCCAGCUGUUCACUGCCAUCGCCCCCGUCGGCGGCGGUGUCAACGACGCCCAGGGCUUCUUCAAGUCCUUCCUUGCCUUCCCCUUGGUCAUCGCCUUCUGGAUCGGUGGCUAUAUCUGGAAGCGCCGCGGCUGGCUGCGCACGUCAGAGAUAGACGUCGACUCUGGUCGCCGUGAGCUCGACUGGGACACGAUCAACGAGUACCGUGCGUCGCUGGCCAAGAUGGGUGCUGCCCGCCGCAUGUUCCACACUGUCUUCUUGUAA
Messenger RNA from Sporothrix brasiliensis 5110, 1764 nucleotides. Its product is annotated as Amino-acid permease INDA1. Gene Ontology annotation, molecular function: amino acid transmembrane transporter activity. The coding region runs from base 1 to 1764 and encodes 587 amino acids. The record is from RefSeq and is a predicted model, not a curated record. Lineage: Eukaryota; Fungi; Ascomycota; Sordariomycetes; Ophiostomatales; Ophiostomataceae. The transcript is spliced from 3 exons. Gene Ontology annotation, biological process: amino acid transmembrane transport. Gene Ontology annotation, cellular component: membrane.